AUUUUCUUAUGUUGGUACACACGUUGUCAAAGCAAAUUCAAAUUCAAAACAAGCCUUUGAAAUAGUAACAGAUAUCGACGUUGAUUUUAUCCUGUAUUGCCCCAAUAAUUUCAUUAUUUGUGUUACUAUUUGUUAUUUUAGUGAUAAAAUGGCAGAAUUUAAAACGCCAAUCAAAAGCAAAGCUCUGGAUCGAGAUGAAACAAUAACAAUACCUCCAUCACCGUUUCUGAACCGACUUGGAUAUGGAACUGGCGUAAAUGUGAUGCAGCUAGUUAGAUCACCUCGAGCAGGACAAGUCCGUUCACCAUGGGCUCUCAAAAUGCUGAACCGACGUGUGAAACCAAACAAGGUAUACACACAUCGCUUAAAAGCUGAAGCGGAUCUAUUACGUCGCAUGUCGCACCCAAACAUUGUUGGUUUCCGCGCGUUUAGCAAUGCAAAGAUCUUGUACCUUGGCAUGGAGGCCUGUGACCUGUCUCUGGGUGAUAUGAUUGAGAAGAGAAUUGAAACUAACAGUGAGCCUUUUCUUCCUAGACAAAUGUUAAAAGUUUGUGCCGACAUAGCCAGUGCACUGGAUUACCUUCAUACAAACAUGCAAAUUCUGCAUGGAGAUAUGAAGUCAUACAACAUUCUGGUCAAUGGAGACUUUGUAAUUUGUAAGCUCUGCGACUUUGGUGUCUGUCUACCACUAGAUGAAAAUGGUGUAUUUGACAAGAGAAUGGCUGGGAAAGCUACAUACUUUGGGACCGAAGCUUGGAGUGCCCCAGAAGUGAUACAUGGUGGUGAGAUCUCCAGCAAGACAGACAUCUGGCCACUGGGGCUCACUCUGUGGGAGAUGAUGGCUCUCCUCCCACCACACACACAGACUGAAGACACUUACUUGGAGGAUGACAGUGUGCAAUGUUUGGAUGACUCCAUGGAAAGUUUGACUGAUUACUUCUCUGAUAGAUAUGGCACAAGGCCAGCUGUACCAGCAAACAUCUCAGAGAAGGUGUACAUGCAUCCUCUGGCUCUGUUCCAUUGUUGCACGGAGACAAUGCCCGCCAUGCGUCCCUCCGCUCAGCAUUUGUCUAUAGCUGCACUGGACAUGUUAGAACAGUGCGAAGCGGGAAGAUAGUCAAAUAAUAGUAUGUAUCUGACAACAAUCACCAUACAUAAGUGUACCUAACUAACUCUAAUUUUAAGGGGGAUUCAAUGUGUAGUAGCGACUACUAGAGGGCGGUAAAAUUACUCAUGUGUAUUUUACCUAGAUAUUUUAUUAAUAUGUGUAACUUGUAUUCUGUGAGUACAUGGACUGACUGUUUUUAUAAUUAUUGAC
Spodoptera exigua (beet armyworm) is the source of this 1318-nucleotide messenger RNA. Lineage: Eukaryota; Metazoa; Arthropoda; Insecta; Lepidoptera; Noctuidae. The record is from the annotation of a GenBank genome assembly.